Molecule: messenger RNA, 297 nt
Organism: Dovyalis caffra
Lineage: Eukaryota; Viridiplantae; Streptophyta; Magnoliopsida; Malpighiales; Salicaceae
Source: the annotation of a GenBank genome assembly
AUGUCGGCACUCUCUUAUAUCAAAACCCUUCCCGAUAUUAAAUUGAUACAUUCCUUCGGUACUCAAAAACAUGUUAGUUUUCAUGAGAGCAAUCGGAUUAUUGGAGAGAAAUCCAUUAAUUGUCCCGAGGAAAUGAGCGAGCUAGCUAUGCAUAAGAUGACGAGGAAUGAGGAUACCUAUUUUGAGCGGUCUUAUAGGUCUGGAUAUUUUCACGUUUACAAGUUGAAUUUUGAGAAGCAAACAGAGGUUGGUGUUGAUUUAGAUGGCACGGCUUUGUUUGUGGGUAACAAUGAGUGA